Messenger RNA from Molossus molossus (Pallas's mastiff bat), 2479 nucleotides. It is a transcript of the gene SERPINE2, whose product is annotated as serpin family E member 2. The record is from RefSeq and is a predicted model, not a curated record. Lineage: Eukaryota; Metazoa; Chordata; Mammalia; Chiroptera; Molossidae. Gene Ontology annotation, biological process: negative regulation of endopeptidase activity; negative regulation of plasminogen activation. Bases 165 to 1358 code for a protein of 397 amino acids. Gene Ontology annotation, molecular function: serine-type endopeptidase inhibitor activity. The transcript is spliced from 9 exons.
CCCGCUACGCGAAGUGUGCAGACGCCGCCGCCGCUUCCCUCUCUGACCCUCCUCCGCGCCUCCGCCGCCACUCUCCGGCCUCCGAUUCCCCGCCCGCCGCCACCGGCUUCGGCUCGCCAACUGGGAUCCCGAGCGAGGGCCGGUUGGCCUGGCCAGCAGGAGCCAUGUCUUGGCAUUUCCCCUUCUUCCUCAUGGUCACGGUGACUCUGCCCUCCGCCUGCCUCCAGUUCAACCCGCAGCCGCUGGAGGAGCUCGGCUCCGACUUAGGAAUCCAGGUUUUCAACCAGAUCGUCAAAUCCCGGCCUCAGGACAACAUCGUCGUGUCCCCCCACGGGAUCGCCUCUGUCCUGGGGAUGCUGCAGUUGGGAGCCGACGGCCGGACCAAGGCGCAGCUCACCGCGGCGAUGAGAUACGGCGUGAAAGGAGUUGGUAAAACGUUAAAAAAGAUCAACAAGGCCAUCGUCUCCAAGAAGAACAAGGACAUCGUGACGGUGGCUAAUGCCAUGUUUGUGAAGAACGGCUCGAAAAUCGAGGUGCCUUUUGUUACGCGGAACAAAGAUGUGUUUCAGUGCGAAGUCCGGAACGUGAACUUCAAGGAUCCAGCCUCCGCCUGCGAUUCCAUCAACGCGUGGGUUAGAAACGAGACCAGGGGCAAGAUCGACAGUCUGCUCUCCCCAGACCUCAUUGACGGCGUCCUCACCAGAAUGGUCCUGGUCAACGCCCUGUAUUUUAAGGGUUUGUGGAAAUCGCGGUUUCGACCUGAGAACACAAAGAAACGUCCGUUUGUGGCAGCCGACGGGAAGUCCUACCAAGUGCCGAUGCUGGCCCAGCUCUCCCUGUUCCGGAGCGGGUCAGCAAGCACCCCCAAUGGUUUGUGGUACAACUUCAUCGAGCUGCCCUACCACGGGGAAAGCAUCAGCAUGCUGAUCGCGCUGCCCAGCGAGAGCUCCACGCCGCUGUCGGCCAUCAUCCCGCACAUCAGCACCAAGACCGUAGACAGCUGGACCAGCAUGAUGGUGCCCAAGAGGGUGCAGGUCGUCCUGCCCAAGUUUACAGCCACGGCACAAACAGAUCUGAAGGAGCCGCUGAAAGUCCUUGGCAUCACCGAGAUGUUUGAUCCAUCAAAGGCAAAUUUUGCUAAAAUAAUAAGGUCAGAAAACCUGCAUAUUUCUCACAUCUUGCAAAAAGCGAAAAUCGAAGUCAGUGAAGAUGGAACCAAAGCUUCAGCAGUCACGACCGCAAUUCUAAUUGCAAGGUCAUCUCCUCCCUGGUUUAUAGUGGACAGACCUUUUCUGUUCUUCAUCCGACAUAAUCCUACAGGUGCCUUCUUAUUCAUGGGGCAGAUAAACAAACCCUGAAAAGUCAUACAGAAGAAGCCAUGCAAAGCAAACCCAACUUUGCCAUGAAGAAAAGACUCCUUGCCUACAUCUCUCAUAGUUCUGUUAAAUAUUUUUGUACACUACUUUCUUUUUCAAAACUAGUUCUUAGAAACAGAGACUCAAUGAUGCAAGCAUUUCUAUUCCAAGAUGUGUUAAAGGUGGGAAAAAGGUCAGGAUGGCUAGAACACUGUACUGAGAUGAAUAGAAAGGCUUCCAAAUGUUUAAAAGAUUCUUUAAACUACUGAGUGGUUACCUAGGUAACAACCCUCUUGAGUAUUUACUGUCCAGUUCAGGAUUUUUGUUUUGUUUUGUUUAUAUGUAUGGCUUUGCAGAAGAAAUUUAAUCAGUGUGACGGGGGUGGGGGGAAAGACAUUUUAUGGUAGCUUAUACAUUUUUAUGAAAAAAUAUAUUAUUGGCCUCUUUAAAUUUUUUUUUUUGGUCCCAUCCAAAGUCUUGAUAGUAAGCAUUAUUUGGGGGGUAGAAAUAGUGAAAUCUCCAGCCUCUUUGUGUUUAUGAUGUUGUUGUCGUCGUCGUCGUUUUAUAUAAUGCAUGUACUCACUAAAAUAAAGUUUUAAAAUCUAAUGUCUUGCUAGACAAGGUUUGCUGUUGUGCAGUGUGCCUGUUGUCACUGGUCUGUACUCUUUGGAUUUGCAUUUUUGUAUUUUGUACAAAGUAAAAAUAAAGUGUUAUGAGUAGUAAAAGAAGAAAAAAAAACUAUAUGUCUGCUAUUUGAAAGUACAACACAAGAAAAGACUCCAACCUCUUCUAAUAAGCCUGUGCACUUUGGUAAACUGCAGAAAACCCAAGACCCCUGGUUUUCUUCUCGAACCUGGCAAAUGGACACUAUUUCCUGCUUCACCCCUUCUCAGUCUGCAGAUUCCUUCAGAGGAAUAACUGUCUCGUUAACCCCUCUGAUCUCAGCUGCCUGUCACUCCGGCGAGGAGGCAUCAGCAAGAGUGGGGAUUUGUAGCCGGAGCAGAAAGACGUAGCUGGGGACUGACACAUUGGAAAUCGGAGUGAGCGGUGGAUGUGUCAUUUUUGGUGACAGGCUGGAGCAUUUAUUUUUUGAAAUGACAAAAUUUGGGGGGGGGAUUAAUUAA